Molecule: messenger RNA, 837 nt
Organism: Melampsora larici-populina 98AG31
Lineage: Eukaryota; Fungi; Basidiomycota; Pucciniomycetes; Pucciniales; Melampsoraceae
Exons: 1
Coding region: 1-837 (278 amino acids)
Source: RefSeq, a predicted model, not a curated record
AUGACGAGCCAACCCUCCGGUAGCCAACCUUAUAGAUCAACAACUGGCAAAGACCACCCUUACAUCGCCAUCAUCAAGAACGUGCCAACACACUUAAAUUUCUUGUUAGAUCAUCCUGACGUUAAUUACGAUGCUCGGAGCACCAGUCGACCCAAAUUGCGUGAUAUGAUGGAACUCUUCGGGUUUAAGAUCAACCUUCCAAAAGAUGCCGACAAGACCAGAGUCGUCAACAGAUACCGAAACGAUUUCCUACCUGGUCUUUUGCCGUUUCUUUCUCGAUCUGAACGCGCAAACUCGUCUAGCGUACCACUAUUAUCAAUCACUAGCAAUCCAGGCCCUACCCUCUCUCAAACCCCUGGGGACCCGGAUCUCUCAAUGCGGGAUUCGGCGGCUAUGUAUGUGGACCCAAACGCCAAGAGUUCAACCAAAAGCGUCCUUUUCAGUUUGAUAUCACCACGCGUGAAAGCUCAGUUCAUCCUUCCCACGAUGAGUCGACCCGAUAUGGUCAAGCUCUUUCAUAAAUUUGUUAACAGCGCUUCUCAAAAACCCGCGCCAUGUACAAACCCAGAAUUUGUCAAUCGCCCCCAUGCUGAGGUUACCGGAAGCAUUAGUGGUAAAGACCGCGACGUGAUUCGCCACGCAAUUCAGUGUUAUGCUCCGCACGUUUUUGUACCACUUGUUGUGUGCAACAUGCCUGUCCUCUUGAAACUCUACGAGCUAUUUGUACAAGGGAAUGAGGACGCAGCAAAAGAUUUAUGUGAAGGUGUCCAUUACCAACUUAUCAAUCCGAACGAGCUGAAAUUGCAUGAGCCACAAGAUGAAGAAGAGACUUUCUAA